Molecule: messenger RNA, 273 nt
Organism: Penicillium digitatum Pd1
Lineage: Eukaryota; Fungi; Ascomycota; Eurotiomycetes; Eurotiales; Aspergillaceae
Source: RefSeq, a predicted model, not a curated record
AUGAAGAAGGUGCCAAGUGGUCCUGGUAGGAUAACACCGUACAUUGUCAAUGGAACCGGGCUAAAGAGUUACACCAGUGAACCAUGCAUUCGAGGUCACCGAUCGUCUAAAUGUCAGCACUUCGAUAGACUCAUGAUGAAGGUACCCAAAGCCGGGCGUCCUCUUGCAAAAUGUCCCCACCCGAAAGGAACUUGCAGCUGCCAGAAGACAUAUGCUGUCAUGGUCCGCAUCCCGAAAGGUACAUGUUUGCCACCACACAUGUGUUUGCAUUGA